GCCAAACGAAUGGAUGGUUUGCAAUUCACAUUUGUGACCAAUAAUAAAUAUCUACUUAUACUUUCAUUAAUGAGAAAGUUGUGUUAUAAAUUAUAAAAGAAAAUACAACAAACAGAAAUUUCUACAACUUCGUUUUCUAAAGAUUUUUAUCGAAAAUACUAGGGUAUUUUUAAAGGCGAAAUAGCCGUGAAGCCAUCGAGGACUUGACAAGUUUUGCUACUUUUAGUGAAAUUUAUUUUCAAAAUGGCAGCUACGAAAAGAUUGCAAAAGGAACUUGGUGAUUUAAGAGCUUCGGCAAUGAAAAAUUUUACAAAUAUUCAAGUAGACGAGUCAAAUAUUCUUACUUGGCAAGGCCUUAUAUUGCCGGUAUGUUGCAGUGUAUCGUUCAGUUUUACCGAUGAUAAUCCGCCAUAUAAUAAGGGAGCGUUUCGCAUUGAAAUAAAUUUCCCUGCAGAAUAUCCUUUUAAACCUCCAAAGAUAAACUUUAAAACUAAAAUAUAUCAUCCGAAUGUUGAUGAAAAAGGACAGGUAUGCUUGCCGAUUAUUAGUGCUGAAAAUUGGAAACCAGCUACGAAAACGGAUCAAGUCGUACAAGCUUUAAUAGCGUUAGUGAAUGAUCCAGAACCAGAGCAUCCAUUAAGGGCAGACCUUGCUGAAGAGUUUUUGAAGGAUAGAAAAAAAUUUUUAAAAAAUGCUGAAGAGUUCACAAAGAAGCAUGCAGAAAAGAGGAGGGAGUCAUCAUCGUCUAACGAAUAACCAUGGGUGACCAAUUCUUUUCACCGAGAUGCCUGCCACCGGUCAGAUAAUUUAAUUGAAGCCAGCAUAGACUUAACUGUUACAUGAAAAACAAGUUGAGAUACAUGUGUACAGUAUUGGUUAAUUACCGACAAUGAUAUAAAUAUGUGCAAAUUGUAAUGUUUAUAAAGCGGAUGAACAGAUUUUUCAGAACAAAGUAAAAUAUAAUAAACUAAUUGUAUGAUAUUGUAUACAAUUUGUAUUUUGAAGCUAUGUGAUUACGAUCCAUACAAUUCAAAAAGGUGUCAUCUAUUCUUUUUGUGUUACAGCAAAACAGUUAUAAUUGUAAGUAAGCGUAACUUAUUAAAGUAACGCAUUUACUUCCAGCGUUGUGGAUGCAUUAUCAUAAUGUUAAUUUUUUGAAGGAGUUCUAGACGAAUUUUUAUGCGUAUCAUUUAAGCCCAUAAACGAAUAUAAAUGUACAUAAGUUUAUGUAAUUACUAAAAAACAAUACUAAUAUCCUU
Megachile rotundata (alfalfa leafcutting bee) is the source of this 1259-nucleotide messenger RNA. It is a transcript of the gene Ubc10, whose product is annotated as ubiquitin conjugating enzyme 10. The record is from RefSeq and is a predicted model, not a curated record. NCBI's taxonomy places the organism in Eukaryota, Metazoa, Arthropoda, Insecta, Hymenoptera, Megachilidae.